AAUUAUUAUUUUUUCAUCAUCAAGUAACAAUUUGCCUUUUGUUGUACAUACUCGUCGAAUUACGGAGGUGGAGCCAAGGUCGCAUUGUGCCUAGGAAAAGGAUAUUAGAAAGGGAAAAGACCAGAAUCCUGAUGGCGGUAACUCCCUGUCGCACAAUAGUAUCGCCGAUCGAGAUAGCGCCUCAAGGCAGGCAUCGGCGACUUGCGCAACAGGACGACUGCGUUUCGGAGAGCCGUGUUGGAGUUUCUGGUGAUAUGCCUUUCGCUCAUGUCCUCGCUGAAUUCCCUGGAGUCAUACAUCCAACAUCUUCAGAGAUCCGGCAACCCAAGCGCGCAAUCCUGCGCUAA
Nezara viridula (southern green stink bug) is the source of this 347-nucleotide messenger RNA. The record is from the annotation of a GenBank genome assembly. NCBI's taxonomy places the organism in Eukaryota, Metazoa, Arthropoda, Insecta, Hemiptera, Pentatomidae.